AUGCAUCGCACUUAUUCAAUGCGCCAGUCGCGCGUUCCGACCGCCUCGCAGAUCGAGAACCCCCCACCUCCAGUGUCCUCGACCAAAAGCAACCGCUGGCUAGGAAAGGGCGGAAUUGGCCAUGCGUUCCGCAAAAACGCUGCCGGUGCCUUCGGGCCCGAUCUCGCCCGAAAGCUGUCCCAGCUGGUCAAGAUGGAGAAGAAUGUCAUGCGCAGCAUGGAGCUCGUUGCGCGGGAGCGCAUGGAAGUCGCUCAACAACUGUCUCUCUGGGGUGAGGCCUGUGACGAGGAUGUUUCGGAUGUUACCGACAAGCUCGGUGUGCUGAUCUAUGAGAUCGGCGAGCUGGAGGACCUCUUCGUCGACCGCUACGACCAGUACCGGGUUACGAUCAAGAGCAUCCGCAACAUCGAGGCGUCGGUCCAGCCCAGCCGAGACCGCAAGCAGAAGAUCACCGAUGAGAUCGCCAAGCUCAAGUACAAGGACCCUAACUCGCCGCGCAUCGUGGUUUUGGAGCAGGAGCUGGUCCGGGCCGAGGCCGAAUCGCUGGUGGCCGAGGCGCAACUGUCCAACAUCACCCGCGAGAAGGUCAAGGCAGCCUUCCAGUACCAGUUCGACGCUCUGCGCGAGCACUGUGAGAAGGUCGCAAUCGUGGCCGGCUACGGCAAGCACCUGCUUGACCUGAUUGAUGACACUCCUGUCACCCCCGGCGAGACCCGCCACGCCUACGAUGGGUACGAGGCCUCCAAGGCCAUCAUCCAGGACUGCGAGGACGCCCUCAGCAACUGGGUCACCUCCAAGGCGGUCGUCAAGUCCAACAUGUCGCAGCGCUCGCGCACGCUCUCCCAGCGCCACCGCAACAACAUCAACAAGAACCGCGACGGCAUCGACCUCUCCGGCCAGGAUCAGCCCAUGACCGGGGACCGGGACUCUUGGCUCCCCGCUGACCAGCACCCCAGCUACCAUGAGGAUGGCGAGGAUGGCGCCAGCACCCUCGAGGGCGAAGUGCGCGGCCGUGAGGAGGAGCGGGAGCCCAUUGCCGCCUAA
This is a messenger RNA of Penicillium macrosclerotiorum, 1044 nucleotides long. Its product is annotated as Eisosome component PIL1/LSP1 family protein. The record is from RefSeq and is a predicted model, not a curated record. The transcript has 3 exons. NCBI's taxonomy places the organism in Eukaryota, Fungi, Ascomycota, Eurotiomycetes, Eurotiales, Aspergillaceae. Gene Ontology annotation, cellular component: plasma membrane; eisosome filament. The coding region runs from base 1 to 1044 and encodes 347 amino acids. Gene Ontology annotation, biological process: eisosome assembly; negative regulation of protein kinase activity; endocytosis. Gene Ontology annotation, molecular function: lipid binding.